CAUCUUCUCACCCAAUACCCACGAGAACCUCUAGCUACCGUAGCUUAGCUGAGCUUCCUAGCUGUAGCCAUGGCCAAGUAUUUCCAGAGUGCUCCUGUUAGCAAUGAAGCAUUGAAGCACAAGGAGAUUCUGUUGGACGGCCUGUACAUGCACCAGGACCUUGACGGAUCACCAAAUCAGAACCAGAAAACUAUAGUGAAUCCUAACCUCCCUCUGCAGUUUGGCUGCACCGUGGCUAAUGACUGGACCAUAUAUGAUGGCCUUGGCCCCGAUAAGAAGCUUGUUGCGCGUGCACAAGGGCCACAUAUGGGGGCAGGAGUAGCCAAAGGAAGCUGGUUCAUAUGUUUCAACAUGGUGUUCGUCGACGACAGGUUUGCGGGUUCCAGCCUUAAGGUGCUCGGACAUUUUGAAGAGCCGGUAGAAGGUGAGUGGGCAAUCCUUGGCGGGACAGGAGAGUUUGCCUAUGCACAAGGUGUGGUCACCUUCAAGAAACUCCAGGACAGAAGCACUAGGGUCAGACAGCUUCAGAUACGUGCCAUCUGCCUCAGCUUUCCAUCGUCACUUUCAAUGCCUACGAAGAUGGGGCCAUGGGGUGGAAAUGGAGGCUCCAUUCAAGACAUCACCACAGGAACCCCGAUGCGCCUGCAAAGUGUGACACUCAGCAGCGAGAGCAGCUGGAUUGUCUCUCUUGCAUUUACUUAUAUUGACAAACUUGGAAAGAGGCGCAACGAAGGCCCCUGGGGUCCUGACAAAGGGAACAGUCAAACCAUCGAGUUCGGACCUAAAGAAUAUGUGACGGAAAUAUCAGGGACAAUUGACAAUGUUAUAUCGUCACUUGUUAUCACGACAAACAUCAAAAAGUAUGUACCGUUUGGGCAUGAGAAGGGCAACCGUUUCAGCGCCGCCGUGCCAGAAAACACAUGUGUUGUGGGAUUCUUUGCCAGGACCGGGAAUGCUCUUGAUGCCAUUGGCGUUUACCACGGACCCAUAGUGGUUUGAACUGGAUUUAAUGCUGCUUUGCUUUAGUUUAUGGCAAUCUCAUGCGAGUUCAUUUUAAGGGAAAGUGUGUUUGUUCCACAUUUGUUUUCCAGCAAUAACAUGGCAAGGGUCAUGCUUACGUCUGUGAUCCAUGUCUCUCUAGUGCAAGAGUACUUUCUUUAGUUUGUCAGCUGCUAUAUUCUAGCUAUGAUUUAAUAAAGUGAUGCAAGGUUGUUUUCUA
Messenger RNA from Triticum aestivum (bread wheat), 1219 nucleotides. RefSeq lists its product as uncharacterized. The coding region runs from base 70 to 999 and encodes 309 amino acids. Gene Ontology annotation, molecular function: carbohydrate binding. Lineage: Eukaryota; Viridiplantae; Streptophyta; Magnoliopsida; Poales; Poaceae. The record is from RefSeq and is a predicted model, not a curated record. The transcript has 4 exons.